Molecule: messenger RNA, 1188 nt
Organism: Cucurbita pepo subsp. pepo (vegetable marrow)
Lineage: Eukaryota; Viridiplantae; Streptophyta; Magnoliopsida; Cucurbitales; Cucurbitaceae
Gene: DPMS1
Product: Nucleotide-diphospho-sugar transferases superfamily protein
Biological process (GO): protein O-linked glycosylation via mannose; GPI anchor biosynthetic process; dolichol-linked oligosaccharide biosynthetic process
Cellular component (GO): endoplasmic reticulum membrane
Molecular function (GO): dolichyl-phosphate beta-D-mannosyltransferase activity
Source: RefSeq, a predicted model, not a curated record
GCCAAGUCUCACGCAAUCAGGCCCACUGAAACUACCACCACUUUUGCUCCUCGUAGUUUCGGUCUUCGGAGAGCUCAUCGCUGCGCCCAGAAUCUAGAAGGGAGCGGAAUCAAAGUUUCCGUCGAUCACCUUGCAGUUGAUUUCGCGAUCGUUGACUAUAGGAAUUCUUGGUUGAAGAGCAAUCUCUAAGCGUAUACGUGAUCCGAUUCAUGGCGGAGCAGGAGAAAGAGAGGAAUAAGUACAGUUUAAUUGUCCCAACCUACAACGAGCGCCUCAAUAUUGCUCUUCUUGUUUACCUCAUUUUCAAGCACCUCCCGGAUGUUGAUUUUGAAGUAAUUGUCGUUGAUGAUGGAAGUCCUGAUGGUACUCAAGAAGUUGUGAAAGAGUUGCAAGGGGUAUAUGGUGAAGAUCGCAUUCUAUUGAGAGCCAGACCUAGGAAGCUUGGCUUAGGAACGGCUUACUGUCACGGUCUCAAGCAUGCAACUGGCAAUUUUGUUGUUAUAAUGGAUGCUGAUUUAUCCCACCAUCCCAAAUAUUUACCAAGCUUCAUUCGGAAACAGUUACAAACAGGUGCUGAUAUAGUUACAGGCACCCGAUAUGUGAAAGGUGGCGGUGUGCAUGGAUGGAAUCUUAUGCGCAAACUAACAAGUAGAGGAGCUAAUGUUCUUGCCCAAACACUUUUAUGGCCCGGUGUAUCAGAUUUAACUGGAUCUUUCCGGCUCUACAAGAAAUCUGUGCUUGAAGAUAUCAUUAGUUCAGUUGUUAGCAAGGGAUAUGUCUUUCAAAUGGAGAUGAUUGUUCGAGCUACAAGAAAAGGCUAUCACAUUGAAGAGGUUCCAAUAACCUUUGUUGAUAGAGUGUUUGGAAUUUCCAAGCUUGGAGGAUCUGAAAUAGUAGAGUAUUUGAAAGGUCUGUUGUACCUUUUGGUCACCACAUGAUACACAAAAUAGUGAAAAUUUAUUGAGUUACUACCAGGUAAGCUUCUUGUUUGAUUUCUGGUUAGGUACCCACCACCUCCAGGCUUUUGAUGUAAACUUGAGAUGAUAUUUCCUAAUUAGGGGUUUUCCCGCAAUUUUCCUUACAAAUCAAAACCACAACUGCGAGCUUAUUUGGGCCAUGCUAGGUAUUGUAUUCCAUGUUUAUUUUGUAGGAUACCUCCUUUGACUGGCGGGUUUUUCUUCCUUUCAA